GCCGCGCGUCCGCGGUCUACCCUGGCCCGUGCCCCGAACCCCCACUCGCCUUUCUCACACCCGUCGCUUACGCAACUCAGUUCGAAAGGUCGCUAUUGGCAUAGCAUUUAAAUUACUCUCUGACAUUAAAGUUGCAUAUAAAUGUGCGAUGCAGCUUCCCAGUUAAGCUUCUCUGUCGCAACUUUAGUUUGGGAAAGGCGCUGAAAACAUUGCAGUAGAUCGCAGGCCCGAGUAAGGGCAGAUUCGCCGCGACGCAUCGCAUAGUUGCCACCAUGAUCGGAAGGAUUGCACUAUGUAUAUUCGCCUGCACCGUCUACCUGGCGCGUGCCGAAGUAGAUAUCAUCACGGAGCCGCAGGCCGGACAAGAAUACGUCCUAGUGAGCUCAGGUCAACAGACGCCGAUUAGAAAUUUUGAAACGUCACACAAGAUCCCUGAUAAGCAUCCUCAACAUCGCUUCUUCAGACCCGAAGAUGGCAACGAAAAAAUUACCAAAAAGUUAAAUAGUGGUAAAGCCAAACAUCCUUCCGAAGGUAUUGUUGCGAUUGAAGAAGAUAAAAAGGCGUUAUUUAAAAAAGGUUUGAGAGGAAAGUCGCCUGAAUCUGUAGAAAUAGAUCUACCUGUAUCAAAGAUAGAGGGUAUCAAAAUAAAAGAUAUCAGAAAAAAUACUGAUACAAAUCCUAACCUAGAUGUUGAUUUGGAAGCAAUGUCUGAAUCUGGAAAACUAAGUAGUACAUCAGGCACAACUACACAAAAACCUGUUUUGACUACUACAAGGACAGACACUACAAAAGCUUACGACUACAUUCCAAUUAAUUUUGACUCGAUCGAUGACAUAAACACCGGCCUCUUAUCAUCUAAUGUUCAACUUGAAACAGCCGGAUCUGAACAACAAAAUUCAAGGAUUCAAAUUAAGAAGGGUCCUAAUGGCCAAGAUUAUGAAUAUGAAUACAUUUACUAUUAUUACGACGAAGAGGAAGGUGGAAAGAAGGAAAAGGAUGGGAAAGCAAAGAGUUCAACCACAUCAGCUCCAGGAGGUCACAACUCACAUGAUGGGCCACAAAAGGCUGAAUCUGAUAACCAAAUAGGCAAAGAAAAUAAGAGCAAGAGCAAAUACAGUACUAUUGAUAGGACUGGAACAACCACAACGACUCCAGCAACUUCUGAACAGAAUGAAGUCCUUCCAGCAGCUGGUAGAGGUCGUCAGCGCGGCCGCAACGUCUCACCUGCUCCGGUUGAAGAACAAGUCGAAGAAGACAGGUUACCAUCGAGCACUCGCUUCCCGCCACGCGGCCGCAACUUGGCUGCUGCCACAACAACCACAGCUCCUGAACCAUCAACUGAAGUUGUGAGACAACGCGGACGCCCGCAAAUUGACAACAUCGCUGAUGAAUCUAUUGGCCAAACUAGAAGCAGGACACGUGCCCAUAUCAGACGUCCCAGCUCUGAAUUGGUUGACUUAGAUAGCUUUAAGACUGGAGAAUUACCUUCACAAUACAAAGAACCACCGUCAAGGUAUUCAUCAGAAAGCAAAACCACUACAGAGAUUCCUGAAACUUUGCCUACAGCCAAAGAGCCAACUCAUGCCAAAGAUUCUUUGAGGGAAGGUCAUAGUCUAUCUGGAGGUAUUAGAUUCCAAGAAAUAAAUGAUGAUUCCAAAUUGCCGUCUGAUUACAAGCAGACAACAACUUACGAGCAAGACACAACAGAAUACACAACGAUGACUGCAAUGGAAAAAGUGGCGUUAGAUCUCUACGCUUACUUGGCUGGUGAAAAUCUAAAUAAUGAAAUUAAUCCGACCAGCGAUGUAUCGUACGAUGGUACAACAACAGUGGAGGACGAUGCAUGGACAACUGAAGCUCUGAGCACGACAGAGGAAGCAACUACACCGACGACGACGACCACGACCACAACAACCACUACUACAACUACCCCAGCUCCUACUACCACGACUACUACUCCUGCGCCUGUCACUCGUCCUUCUCGGUUUAAGGGGAGACCAGGAGCUCGUGCCAAGGUGUCAUCCACGUCAGCCGCCACUGAAGCCCCUCAAGAGACCUCCACAAGAGCCCGAGGUCGAUUCAGUAAGCCUGGUGGCGUCCGCAGAACCACUGCUGCUGCGUCAGAGGCUUCCACUGCUUCGUCAGCUCCUGUAGAGAAGGCCGUAGUACAACCUAAGGCAUUCGGCCGACGAGGACUGUUCGGAGGCCGUACUCGACCGAGCUCAACCACCGCUGCGCCGGCGCAGGAAGAAAGCAACGGAGCAAGUGAAACUCCCGCGCCGAGGAGCCGCCCCCGCCCUGGACUCCGGAGGCCGUUGACCUCCACCACGGCUGCUUCGGCUCCAGUGGAAGAUGAUGCAUCAUCAGGUUCCGAACCAGCUGAGACCACACCGGCACCAUCUAGGACUAUUGGGCGUCCAAGACCUAACCUAAGACCGGCUUCCCUCCGGCCCGGCGCGAGACUAAACCUGCGCGCCAACCCUCGUCUGAGACCUGGUGCCGUCACGGAGGCAGCUCCGGAAGCACCAGCGGAGACCUCCGCGCCAGAGGUGGCUCCAACAGAUGCCGAAGCGGAGGGAUCAUCGCCGACCCCUGCGCCCGAGCAACCCGUGCGAGGCGGCGUGAGGAUCCGCAACAGACUGCAAGUGGCGCCCUCCCCGAAGCCAAGAGUCACCCAGACCCCCCCACCACGGCGCCCCAACCCGUUGAUCAAGAGGAAGUUGGCUACUACCGAGGCAACUACAGAAGCCGCCAAGAAGUCUUCAACAGAGGUGACAGAAGAGAGUACGAGCGCUGAAAAGAGCGAGACGGAGACAGAGGCGCCACCAGCGGAGACGACCCCAGCGCCCCCUCUGAGAGGCCUCGACGCCCUCAUCGCCAGAAGGAGGGCCGCCGGCGGUAUUGGAGCCAGGCCCGUGAGGCCGGUUAGGGGAGCCCCCAAAUAAAUAAUUAAGUCUACCCGUACUGGUUAAAAGUCAGUGGCGUCUCACAGAACGUUAUUAGUUAUUCCUUGUACUUCACCUGUGAACUCGAAUGCUCUAGGGAUACCUCUGUGAUUUGGCAUCCCUCUUCCCAGAUACAUAAAACUUGGGGAUUUUCAAGGCAAGAGUGAAUAGGCACUAUUUGAGCUUCCGUGCACCAUCUUAGGCCUCAACUUGCUUACUACCAGACAGAUUGAGGUCAGACGGACUCAAAUAUAAUAUAAAAAAAUCACAUUGUUGAGUUCGUUAAUUUCUCGUGGAAUUGCUCUUGGUUUUGAGAACAAACCCUUAUAUGUUAUUUAACGGUGAUCACGGCUCUUAUAUUUCGCAUCCAUCGCAAAUAAUAGCCUUCAUCUAUUAAAGGUUGAGGCGAAAUGAGUAUUUCUGAUAUACCUACAUUAUAUGGACUAAUCUUCCUACUCAAUAUACCUACAUAACUAAAUAGCUGAUCGCUGCAUCAAAAACGUACUUACCUACGGUUAACUUAUAGAAAUGUUUCCAUCAACUUUUUAUUUCGAUAACACUGAUUUAGGCAAACGCAUAAAUGAGUGUAGUUCAUUUUAUUGUUAGGCGCGUAAAUGUAAUCUAAAUUUGGUUUUGUGAUGGUCACAAUUUAAAAACAGAUGAAGUACAAGGAAAAUAAUCUAAUAAUAAUUAGUACUAAUAAUUAUACAUUAGUACUAGUAAUUACAAUAACUAUAUGUUGUUUUGUGCAGACGCUCAUUAUUCUUUAGUCAAUUUACUCUCCAAACUAUUUAGACUUAGUUUAUAUAAUAAUGAAACAAUCUGAGAUUUUUCUUUCGUAGUUUUCUAAAACUUUGUAACAAUAUUUACCUACUUAUUACUUGUGAACUUGAUGAGAUACCUACCUGUAAAUAUUAGUAAGUAAUUAUACUGCAUUAUGUCCGAGUAUAUUUUGAUGAAGAAUUUAAGAUCAUUGUAAUGGUCUUCAACAAAAUGACAUCAUAAUUAUACUCACCAAAGGUUCGCUGCAAAUUUUUGUGUCACCAUUUUUUAAUGUUCGAAAUAUUUCCUUACCAAUAAUUUUUGAGCUUUAGAUCAUUCAAAUAUUUGCCACGUUACGUAGCAAUAAAUUAAUUAGUUAUAAAAAAAAUAUGAUACGAAUAUUAAAUUAUCAUUUUUUUAAAUCGUUUUGUAUUUGAAUUAAGAGUAAAAAAAUCCCAACAAAAUUAUACUCUUUCAGUUAAUUUAUUCUGUAAAGUGAAUCUUUUAGUCUAAGCGAAGUCGUAUAUUAGUUCCAUCACCAAUAUCUUGGUUUGCUGAAGCACUGAACUAUAGUGCCAUCGUGAUAUGUCUUAUAUCUUUCUUAAGUGUGAUAAUA
Amyelois transitella is the source of this 4323-nucleotide messenger RNA. Its product is annotated as mucin-2. The coding region runs from base 273 to 2945 and encodes 890 amino acids. The record is from RefSeq and is a predicted model, not a curated record. NCBI's taxonomy places the organism in Eukaryota, Metazoa, Arthropoda, Insecta, Lepidoptera, Pyralidae. The transcript is spliced from 10 exons.